Molecule: messenger RNA, 4649 nt
Organism: Xiphias gladius (swordfish)
Lineage: Eukaryota; Metazoa; Chordata; Actinopteri; Istiophoriformes; Xiphiidae
Gene: mast3b
Product: microtubule associated serine/threonine kinase 3b
Exons: 26
Coding region: 86-4495 (1469 amino acids)
Biological process (GO): intracellular signal transduction; peptidyl-serine phosphorylation
Molecular function (GO): protein binding; magnesium ion binding; ATP binding
Source: RefSeq, a predicted model, not a curated record
GGUUUCACUUCGACCCAAGCCACAGUUUUCUGAAAUCAACAUUAACUUUGAGACGGGGUUAUUGAAGAAAAAAAAAAUCUCCAGCAUGUCGGAUCCGAGUCACUGGUCUGCGGCGCCGAGUCAGAACAAGUCCCAUUUUGUUCCCGGAGCGUUGCUGAAGCGCUCCAAAAGCUGUCGCAGCAGCAACAGGAAGAGCCUCGGCGUUGGGACACCAUCACCCACGCUGUCCCGGCCGCUCUCUCCACUCUCUCUCCAAACUGCUGCGAGCAGCCCUCUAGACAGCCCCCGAAAUGUGUCGACCAGUGCCUGUCUCAACUUUCCAUUUGCCCGAAGAGCUGAGGGCCGGCGAUGGUCCCUGGCAUCCCUCCCCUCGUCUGGCUAUGGAACCAAUCCGCCGAGCUCCACUGUCUCGUCCUCCUCAUCCUCCCAGGAACGUCUUCACCAGCUUCCCUACCAGCCGACACAAGAUGAGCUGCACUUCCUUUUCAAACACUUCCGUAGCACAGACAGCAUGACCGACGAGGACGGGCGGCCCUCGACAGUCAUACGACCUCGGUCUCGGAGCCUCAGCCCCGGGCGAUCGAGCGUUUCUUUCGAUAAUGAGAUAGUCAUGAUGAACCAUGUUUACAGAGAGCGUUUUCCAAAGGCCACAGCCCAGAUGGAGGAGCGCUUGUUGGAGAUUGUCACCCACUGCUCUCCAGACAGCUCUCUCCCACUGGCUGACGGAGUGCUGGGUUUCAUCCAGCACCAGUUGGUGGAGCUGGUCAGAGACUGUCUGGACAAGUCCCAGAAAGGCCUAGUUACUUCCUGCUACUUCGCUGAGCUGCAGGAAAAGCUGGAGAAGCUGCUACACGAGGCCUACGAGCGCUCUGAAAGCGAGGAGGUGACCGUCAUCACCCAGCUGGUGAGGAAGAUCCUCAUCAUAAUCUCUCGGCCGGCUCGUCUCCUCGAGUGUCUGGAGUUUGAUCCGGAAGAGUUUUAUCACUUACUCGAGGCAGCAGAGGGUCACGCUAAAGUGGGCCAGGGAAUCAAGACGGACAUCCCGCGAUACAUCAUCAGCCAGCUUGGUCUGACAAGGGACCCAUUGGAAGAUAUGGUACAGCUCGAACAGUAUGACUCCAGUCCUUCAGUGUCAGUGGAACCAGAGGCUAAUGUGGAGAAUAAGGCCCCACAGACGCUGACACCAACUCGCAGGAAACCACUGGAAAGUGAUUUUGAGACCAUUAAACUCAUCAGUAACGGAGCUUAUGGGGCUGUGUAUCUGGUCCGCCACAAGGAGACCCGUCAGCGGUUUGCCAUGAAAAAGAUAAAUCGGCAGAACCUGGUUCUGAGGAACCAGAUCCAGCAGGCGUUUGUGGAGCGGGACAUCCUAACGUUUGCUGAGAACCCCUUUGUUGUCUCCAUGUUCUGCUCCUUUGAGACGCGACGUCACCUCUGCAUGGUCAUGGAGUAUGUAGAAGGUGGAGACUGCGCCAACUUGCUCAAGAACAUGGGCCCGCUGCCUGUAGAAAUGACAAGGAUGUACUUUGCUGAAACAGUCCUGGCCCUGGAGUACCUUCACAACUAUGGCAUUGUGCAUCGGGAUCUCAAACCUGACAAUUUAUUAAUUACAUCCAUGGGCCACAUCAAGCUGACGGACUUUGGGUUGUCUAAAAUUGGCCUGAUGAACAUGACCACCAACCUGUACGAGGGUCACAUGGAGAAGGAUACAAGAGAGUUUGUUGACAAACAGGUGUGUGGCACUCCAGAGUACAUAGCCCCGGAGGUGAUCCUCAGACAGGGCUACGGGAAGCCUGUGGACUGGUGGGCGAUGGGGAUCAUCCUCUAUGAAUUCCUGGUGGGCUGUGUCCCGUUCUUUGGAGACACUCCAGAAGAGCUUUUUGGCCAAGUAGUCAGUGAUGAAAUAAUUUGGCCUGAAGGAGACGAUGCUUUACCUGCUGAUGCCCAGGACCUGAUCACCCGGCUGCUGAGGCAGAGUCCCCUAGACCGACUGGGCACUGGCGGAGCCUCAGAGGUCAAACAGCACCCCUUCUUCCUGGGUUUGGACUGGAAUGGACUCCUGCGGCAGAAAGCUGAAUUCAUCCCUCAGCUGGAGGCGGAGGAUGACACCAGCUACUUUGACACUCGAUCAGAACGCUACCAUCAUUUGGCAUCUGACGAGGAUGAGGAAACCAAUGACGAAGAGUCUUCCUUGGAAAUCAGACAGUUUGCUUCCUGGUCACAUCGCUUCAGCAAGGUUUACAGCAGCACAGAACAUCUGGCAACACCUUCCAACCUGAGUUUCUCCUCUGAUCGCAGCCACAGUGAGGACAAGGAGGACCGCGGGGACAUGGGAGGACUCAAUCUCUCCCCAAGCCCAGCAGAGGGCAGCGUGGAGCGCAGACAUGCUGGACACAUGGCCAGCCUUCGGCCUCGGGCCUCCUCCAGCUCCUCCCAGUCUGAGAGGAGCACCAGCCCUCUGGUGAUGAGCAGCACCCACAGCCUGGAGACGAUGCCUCGCUUCGCCCUCUCCACCGAUGAUGAAGCUGAGGUGGUUGUGUCAAACCUUCGGCGGAUCAGGAUUCGCAGCAACAGCACUGGGGCCAAGCACUCAUCCCCCAAGGACCCGGCCGGCCCGCGACGCUUCGGUAAUCAGCUGGAGACACCAGACAGACAGAGGCUUCCCUGUGGGGGGAAGGUUCCCAAGUCAGCCUCUGUCUCAGCCCUGUCUCUCAUCAUCACUACAGACGACUUUCACGGCGGCCUCCAGCCCAGUCCCAUCUCCCCUCGCUCGCUGUCCUCCAACCCCUCAUCUCGUGACUCCUCGCCCAGCCGGGACCUGUCGCUCGGCCCUGGCAGCCUGAGGCCGCCCAUCGUCAUCCACACCUCUGGGAAAAAGUUUGGCUUCAACCUGCAGGCCAUCCGCGUCUACAUGGGAGACAGCGACGUCUACACGGUGCAUCACAUGGCGUCGAGUGUGGAGGAGGGCAGCCCAGCACACCAGGCAGGUCUCCGCACUGGAGAUCUCAUCACCCACGUGAACGGAGAGUCUGUCCAAGGCCUGGUCCACCCUGAAAUGAUAGAACUGCUGCUGAAGAGCGGCAGCAAGGUGGCACUUCAGACCAUAGCGCUUGAGAACACGUCCAUCAAAGUCGGUCCAGCUCGAAAGACCAAACACAAAGGCAAGAUGGCUCGUCGCAGCAAGAAGAGCAAGAGGAGGGAUAAUUACGACAGGCGACGAAGCAUCUUGAAGAAGCUGUCCAAGCAGAGCACUGUGAUGCACAGCAGCCGCAGCUUCUCCUCGGGUCUCCAUCACUCGGUUUCUUCCAGCGAGAGUCUUCCAGGCUCCCCGACGCACAGCCUCUCACCCGGCCCCUCCACACCCUGCCAGAGCCCUGCACCCGACCAUCAGGCCUUCGAAAAUAACUCUCCUCAGAGCACAUCUCCCUGCUCCAGCUCUCCCAGUUCUCCCGCCGCGCACAUCCGGCCUAGCUCACUCCACGGGCUGGGCUCCAAACUCAGCACGCAGCGCUACACCAAGGUGGGCCGCCGGAAGUCGACCAGCAACAUCCCCCCCUCGCCUCUGGCCUGCAACUCCUCCUCAUCCUCCACCCAGCCCCUUUCUCCACAGCGCUCUCCCUCCCCGCUACCAGGCUUCGCGAAAAGCCUUCACACUUAUCAUGGCAAAACCCUGUCACCACCCACCAUUGUUAGACACAUUGUCCGUCCCCGCAGCGCUGAGCCACCCCGAUCUCCUCUGCUGAAGAGAGUGCAGUCAGCUGAGAAGCUGUCCGGAGUGUAUCAUGCAGAUAAGAAGUCGUACGCCCCCCGCAGGCACACGUUGGAAGUGCCGUUUUACGGUGAGGGCGAUCUACUGGGUGACUCUGAGGCAGAGGGCGCCUGUGGAGGCUCCUACAUCGGGGCCGAUCACAGCAGGCUGGGGGGCUACAUUGGCAACCAGAGGAUGAGGGAGUCUGGGAUUGAACGAUCUGAGCAGCUGGUUGUGAUGAGAAAGCUUAACCUCUCAGAGCGGCGAGACUCCUUUAAGAAGCAGGAGGCGGUGCAGGAGGUGAGCUUUGACGAACCAGAGGAGAAAACCAGCACCACAGAUACAGUGACCACCACAGCGCCAGGAGCCCAAACACAACCUGAGCAGCCGCAGCAGCACAGGAUGGCCUGGAUGAUCACUCGACCGCAAACAAGCGAGGGGCUGGAGCUGGACGUGCCGGUGGUGAGGAGGUUCACCCUGGUGCCUCAGAUCGCCGUGCAGGGCUCGACGGAGAGCGAGGAGCAGGACGAGUGGGAGCCGUGUUCAGACAGCGAGGAAACCACAGAGAAAUCUGAGCUCGAUGUCUGUGUCACCUCAUCUCAGCAGCAACUGGCAGGACAUCCUCUCACUGGCACCAGCUGCAGUCAGGCGGCGGAAACCACUUCCACCUGUCCUCAAGUUGGACCAUCAACAGAGAAGACGGAGUGCAGAGAGGAAACUCCACAAAAAGGGCAUCUGAGAAAGUGACAGCUCACCACUCUACUCAUUUCAACUGCUCGUUUCUUUCCCUUCAAGUCUGUCAAGCGUGACAUGCAUCACCGCUGAGGGAAAACUCCCAGGUGUUUUUUAUUCAGAGCCAGACAAACUGGAAGCCGUAAACUCAUUUACAAAACUGUCUGGC